AUGGCUGGAGGAAGGAACAGUACAAUAGUCAUCAGAUUCAUCCUUUUGGGAUUCUCAGAUUAUCCCAAGAUCAAGAUCGCUCUCUUUGUAGUAUUCUUGGGUUCUUACCUCUUGACAGUGGCUUGGAACCUGGGCCUCAUCAUCCUGAUUAGGAUGGACUCUCACCUACAUACACCCAUGUACUUCUUCCUCAGUAACUUAUCUUUCUUGGAUUUCUGCUAUGUUACCUCCACAACCCCGAAAAUGCUCUCAGACUUCUUCCAGGAGCCUAAAUCCAUCUCCUUUCUGGGAUGCACCAUGCAGUACUUCUUCUUCUCUAGUCUGGGUCUGACUGAGUGCUGUCUCCUGGCCGCCAUGGCUUAUGACCGAUAUGCUGCCAUUUGUAAUCCUCUACUCUACACCGCCAUCAUGUCACCCACCCUCUGUGUGCAGAUGAUGGUUGGAGCCUGUAUAACUGCUCUCUUUGGUUCACUGAUCCAAUUGUGUGCUUUACUUCAGCUCAGUUUUUGUGGGCCCAAUGUUAUCAACCACUUCUUCUGUGACCUGCCUCAAUUAUUAGUCCUAUCCUGCUCUGAAACCUCUUUCCUAAAAGUCAUGAAGUUUGUGAUAGCAGUGAUUUUUGGUGUAAUAUCUGUCUCAGUCAUCAUGAUAUCUUAUGGUUAUAUCAUUGCUGCCAUCCUGAAGACAAGCUCUGCUGAAGGCAGGUCCAAGGCCUUCAAUACCUGUACUUCUCACCUGACAGCAGUGAUCUGUUUUUUUGGAUCAGGACUCUUUGUCUAUAUGCACCCCAGCACUGAUAAUUCUCUGGACCAUGACAAGAUGGCAUCAGUCUUCUAUACAGUGGUGAUCCCCAUGUUGAAUCCUUUGAUUUACAGUCUGAGGAACAAGGAAAUCAAAGACGCCUUUAAGAGGUGUAAGAAGAGAGCUUUUUCCCAUUGUCAUAGUUAA
Panthera uncia (snow leopard) is the source of this 948-nucleotide messenger RNA. Its product is annotated as olfactory receptor 1440-like. Gene Ontology annotation, cellular component: membrane. The record is from RefSeq and is a predicted model, not a curated record. Gene Ontology annotation, molecular function: olfactory receptor activity; G protein-coupled receptor activity; odorant binding. Gene Ontology annotation, biological process: sensory perception of smell; G protein-coupled receptor signaling pathway. The transcript has a single exon. Lineage: Eukaryota; Metazoa; Chordata; Mammalia; Carnivora; Felidae. Bases 1 to 948 code for a protein of 315 amino acids.